This is a messenger RNA of Microtus oregoni (creeping vole), 8171 nucleotides long. RefSeq names its product slingshot protein phosphatase 1 (gene Ssh1). Gene Ontology annotation, biological process: negative regulation of actin filament polymerization; protein dephosphorylation; actin cytoskeleton organization. NCBI's taxonomy places the organism in Eukaryota, Metazoa, Chordata, Mammalia, Rodentia, Cricetidae. Bases 73 to 3150 code for a protein of 1025 amino acids. Gene Ontology annotation, cellular component: cytoplasm. The record is from RefSeq and is a predicted model, not a curated record. The transcript is spliced from 15 exons. Gene Ontology annotation, molecular function: actin binding; protein tyrosine/serine/threonine phosphatase activity.
GGCAGGAGGAGGGGCGGGCCCGGCGCGGCUGCCGGCCGGCUGCUGGAGGCCCAGGGCCGGGCCCGCGCCGCGAUGGCCCUGGUGACCCUGCAGCGCUCUCCCACGCCCAGCGCCGCAUCGUCCUCCGCCAGCAACAGCGAGUUGGAGGCUGGCAGCGAUGAGGAACGGAAGUUGAACCUCAGCUUGAGCGAGAGCUUUUUCAUGGUGAAAGGAGCCGCGCUCUUCCUGCAGCAGGGGAACAGCGCUCAGGGCCAGCGGAGUCUUCAGCACCCUCACAAGCAUGCAGGUGAUUUGCCUCAGCACCUUCAAGUGAUGAUCAACCUCCUACGCUGUGAAGACAGAAUCAAGCUGGCUGUGCGUCUUGAGAGCGUCUGGACCGACCGUGUCCGCUACAUGGUUGUGGUGUACACCAGCGGGCGCCAGGACACCGAGGAGAACAUUUUGCUGGGAGUUGACUUUUCCAGUAAGGAGAGCAAAAGCUGCACCAUUGGGAUGGUUCUUCGCCUGUGGAGCGACACCAAGAUCCACCUUGAUGGGGAUGGUGGGUUCAGUGUGAGCACAGCCGGCAGGAUGCACGUCUUCAAGCCCGUGUCUGUCCAGGCCAUGUGGUCUGCCCUCCAAGUGCUUCACAAGGCCUGUGAAGUGGCACGGAGGCACAACUACUUCCCUGGUGGGGUGGCGCUCAUCUGGGCCACCUACUAUGAGAGCUGCAUUGGCUCUGAGCAGAGCUGCAUCAAUGAGUGGAAUGCCAUGCAGGAUCUGGAGUCCACGAGACCCGACUCUCCAGCCCUGUUUGUGGACAAGCCAACUGAGGGGGAAAGAACUGAGCGUCUCAUUAAAGCCAAGCUCCGGAGCAUCAUGAUGAGCCAGGACCUUGAAAAUGUGACUUCUAAGGAAAUCCGCAAUGAGCUGGAGAAGCAAAUGAACUGUAACCUGAAAGAAUUCAAGGAGUUCAUCGAUAACGAGAUGUUGCUCAUCUUGGGCCAGAUGGACAAGCCCUCCCUUAUCUUCGACCAUCUUUAUCUUGGUUCCGAGUGGAAUGCAUCCAAUCUGGAAGAGCUGCAGGGCUCAGGGGUUGACUACAUUUUAAAUGUCACUAGAGAAAUAGACAAUUUUUUCCCUGGCUUAUUUGCAUACCAUAACAUCCGAGUCUACGAUGAGGAGACCACAGACCUCCUCGCCCACUGGAACGAAGCCUAUCAUUUUAUAAACAAAGCAAAAAGAAAUCAUUCCAAGUGCCUGGUCCAUUGCAAAAUGGGCGUCAGCCGAUCUGCAUCCACGGUCAUAGCCUAUGCGAUGAAGGAAUUUGGCUGGCCCCUGGAGAAAGCGUAUAACUAUGUGAAGCAGAAGCGUAGCAUCACGCGGCCCAACGCAGGCUUUAUGAGGCAGCUGUCUGAGUAUGAAGGCAUCCUGGAUGCAAGUAAGCAGCGGCACAACAAGCUGUGGCGCCAGCAGCCUGCAGAUGACCCUGCAGCAGAGCCCAGCGAGCUCUUGCCAGAGACCCUGGAUGAUGCCCUGGACACCCGGCUGCCGUGCUUGGAUGACACCACCCAGCCCGGGCUUGCAGGAAGCCAGGCUCCAGGAGGACCCUCUCUCCCUUGUUGUUUCCGAAGACUCUCAGAUCCCCUCCUCCUCCCCCAUCACGAUGCCGCAGGCAGCCUGGUCCACCUAGAGGAUCUGGAGCGGGAUGCUCUGCUGGAGGACGCCGCUCAGCCAGUGGAGGUGCACAAACUGGUCCAGCAUUCCCAAGAAGGAGCCAGGCACUGUGAGAAGGAUGUGAAGAAGAAGCUAGACUUCGGGAGCCCCAAAGCCCGCGGUGGCUCCUUGCCACAGGCGGGGGAGAUGGAGAAGAAGUGUGACCAGAGAGCUGGGAGGUGGAGGCGGGCCUCCACCCAGCUUGACCAGGAAAACCUAAACAAUAACAACAGCAAGAGGAGCUGCCCCAAUGACUUCGAGCACAAUGCUGUGUUUGGAAUCCUCAGUAAAGUGAAGCCUUCCUACACAUCCUGUGCUGACUGCAUGUACCCUGCUGGCGGGGCUCCUGAAGCCUCCACAGAACGGCACGAAGACCCCAGUGCUCCCGCCAUCUGCACCCAGCCAGCCUUCCUGCCCCAUGGCGCAUCUUCCCCGAUGGCCCACACGAGCUGCAGGUCCCAAGCUCCAGAGAGGCUGGCCUCUGGUCCAGCCAGCGCUCCUCCAUUCCUACUACCAGCAGGCUCAAGGAAGCCAGACAUCAGUGGCUCUGGAACUGGGGCUUCCCCAGAACCACCAGCAAGCCUUCUAGAGCCUUCCAGAGAAACCUCAAAAAUCCUUCCAAAGUCACUCCUGUUAAAGAAUUCUCACUGUGAUAAGAACAUCGCCAACAUGGAAGCAAUGAAGGAAGAAUUGUCAACUAAGAAAGAAAUGAAGCCAGCUAAGGACCUGAGGCUUCUGUUCAGUAAUGAGGCAGAGAAGCCGAGCACCAAUAGCUACCUGAUGCAGCAUCAGGAGUCCAUCAUCCAGCUGCAGAAGGCGGGCCUGGUUCGAAAGCACACCAAAGAACUAGAGAGGUUGAAGAGCCUGCCUUCAGACCUACCGUCUACCUGCAGGGACAAUGCCACCAGCAGGCUGGAGGCUAGCAUCCCUGAGGAGGGCCAGGAGCCUGGACACCUAGCCCUGUGCAGCCAAGCAGGGGCUGAUGAGAAACCUCCAGAAGGAGCCUUGGUGAAGAGCCCGACUCCUACCCUCCUCCGCCUAGAUCACACCAGUAACGUCUCAAAAGACUUCCUGAAGACCGUGUGCUACACCCCCACCUCCUCCUCCAUGAGUUCCAACCUGACCCGGAGCUCCAGCAGUGACAGCAUCCACAGUAUCCGAGGAAAGCCAGGCCUUGUGAAGCAGCGGGCGCAGGAGAUCGAGACACGACUCCGGCUGGCGGGUCUCACUGUGUCGUCCCCACUGAAACGUUCCCACUCCCUCGCCAAGCUGGGAAGUCUCAACUUCUCCACGGAGGACCUGUCCAGUGAGGCUGACACUUCCACCAUCGCCGACUCGCAGGAUGCCAAGUACGGUCACUCUUCCUUCUUGCACGAACCGCAGGCCACUCCGAGGGACCCCACUGCAGCCUGUAAACCAUCAGGGAAAUCUGUCCCAGAAAACUUGAGAAGCUGAGCAGCAUUCCGCUAUGCGGGCUGAGGUUCUCACAGUGUCCUGGUCACACACGUCACACACGUCUUGAUUUGCGUUAGCUUCAGUCGUCCAGGCUUUCCUCACUCUUGCCAAAGAGCAGGGGGGACAAAGAAGUAACACCGCACACAUGAAGGAGACCCAGAACGGGCUUGGGCCACCUGGAGACUCAGCCAGGAGACACCACUGAGCCUCAAGCCCUGUCUGUGGGAAGAUAUGGACACACAGCCUGGGGCUGUGUCUUGGUUGUUAGAGUCUUGCCCACCAUGCACCAUGCCCUAGGUUUCAUCCCCAGCACCCCAUGAAACCAGGCAUGGUAGGACACCCCUAUAAUCCCAUUACUGGAGUUGGAGGCGUUUGGAAGUUCGAAGUCAUUCUCAGCUAUGUAGUGAGUUUAGACCAGCCUGGUGGAGAGAAGAUAAGUCUGUACAUACAAAAUAUUUUAAUGUGCAGCCUGUGAGAGAAGAGCCAUGGUAAUGUCGCUGCAGCCCAUGUCCCCAGCUCGUUCCUGCCCUCAAGGGAGAAUUCUCAGAUAACACAAGUUCUACCUCUGUUCUCCUGUGUGUUUUUAAGAUAGUAAUGACCCAGGCUCGUUCUGAGGAACAAUGCUGUGUCUAAAAAGGGUUUUUCCGAGAGAAUCGUGGGGGGGUUGGAGGGUGAGGUCCCCCCAAAGUGUCAAGACUUUGAACCUGACCAUCCAGGUACAGUUGUGUGACAUCAUCAGAGGAAAGCACCGAGUGGCAGUCGUCUGUGUGACCCUCCAUCCUGGCACCUACGGUGGGGAUGUGGGGUCCUCAGUCAGCUUCUAGCAUUGAGCUUCCAUCACUCCAGGCAUCGCUGAGCCACGUCUGCUGCUAACAAGACAUUGUUAUGUUUGGGAUUGGGACGAGCUCAUGUCCAUGAGGUUGUGGGUCUGGGGUGUGGAUCGUCCUACUGAGACACUGUGACCAUCCCCUGCCCUCUCACACCAGGCUUGCUAGGUGCCAUCUCUACAUCCGGUGAGAGGAAGGUCAUGUCAGUAAUGGAGUAGUGGGUCUGUUGACAAAGCCUCACAGAUGUUUGCAUGCAUCUCUUCCUGCAGGGCGAGUACUCCCUCCUGUCCAAAUGAUGCUCCCUCCUCUCCAGCUCCCCCAUACAGGCCACAACACAGGUGUUAGCACAGGUUAGCUCAGUGCAGCAGGAGGCCAGGGCUCUGGGUUCAAAUCAGGCACCUUAACUGGUGCCCAUAAAGAAGACAGUGAUGGCAGGAUGCCAGGAGGGAGGGAGGGCCUGGUUUGGUGAUUGGCAGACUAGGGUGUGCCACCCUGUGAGCUGACCAUGACUUCUCCUCUGAUUUAUUUUGUUUCUGCUGUGGAAAUGGUGUAUUGGGGGUUUGGGUUUUUUGAGAUUUUUUUUUCUGCGUAGCCCUUGGUGUCCUGGAACUCACUCUGCAGACCAGGUUCACCUAUAACUUAGAGAGAUCCACCCGCCUCUGCCUCCCAGAGUGCCCCUCCUAGGGUUAAAGACGCGCACCACCAUCACCUGGUUUGUUUGUUUUUUUUUUUUAAUUUUUUAAAUUAAAAAGUAAGGUUUUACUAUGUAGCUUUGGCUGUCAUGGCACUUUGGAACUUGCUAUGUAGACUGUAAGCCUCAAACUCAGCAAGGCUCUCCUGCCUCUGCCUCUCGAGUUUAUCUUUUUUUUUUUUUUUGGUAGAAUCCAAUUGUGCAACCCAAACUGGCCUCAGACUCCCAAGAUGCCAAGAUUACAGGUCUGAUCCCAUCCUGCCCCAGGUUUGGUUUUUACAUUUUGAAGCGUUUGUCAAGAGAUAGAUGAAGCUGGUGGCAGUGGCAUGGGCUUGUGAUCUUGCAUCAGGAGACUGAGGACUGAGGCAGGUCCUUCAUGAGUGAAAGGCCAACCUGGACCACACAGUGACCCUACCUCAAAAAUAGUAGCCCUAGCCGGGCGGUGGUGACACACACCUUUAAUCCCAGCACCCGGGAGGCAGAGGCAGGCGGAUCUCUGUGAGUUCGAGACCAGCCUGGUCUACAAGAGCUAGUUCCAGGACAGGCUCCAAAACCACAGAGAAACCCUGUCUCGAAAAAACAAAAAAAAAAAAAAAAAUAGUAGCCCUGACAGGGACGAUGUCACCUGACUCAGGCAUCUCCACAGGCCCUCCAGCUUGCAGACUGAUCAUCUGAUGCCUCAGGACUACGUGUGGUACUGCAGGGAGACAUAUUGGAAGGCUUCCUUUGCUUCUUGAAUGUCACAGACCAUAUACUUCCUCCUCAUGCCCCAAACUAUGCCAGCCUUUCCCGAUACCACUUGUGCAGAUGGAGUCCCUGUGGCCGUGACCACAGCUCUGUCCUGCAGUUGGCUGGUUCAGCCAGCUAGCUAAGCAAGACCACAAAGCCUUCGAGGACUGCCCGUGCCCCGAAAGUGGAUGGAUUGGACUUAGUGCGGCUCCCAGAAUGCCCAUCCUGGAGAAUAGCCAGCUCAUCCCCAGGAACAAGGCUAGUCUCCUCAUCGGUGCAGGGUCUUCGUGAGCCUCUCUCUCAGAGAUUCUCCCCGGCAGGAUCUAAAAAAAAAAAAAAAAAAGACAUGUAUGUUGUUUUAUAGGUAUUUGUUUUCCUACCAAUGUCAAUGGUAAGCACCUUAAAAAGUGAUUAUCCACUACUUAUUCCUAAGACCCUGUAGGCUUCUCCACAUUCCUCCAGCCAACAAAAGCAAACUUUGAAAAAGACCAACUUUAACAGAUGUCUCCAAGUUUGAUUUUGCGUGGUGGAUCAAUUUUUAUGUCAACAUAAUUCCUUAGAUUUGGUAAUGAUAGAUUUCCACCGGAUCUCUAAUCCCGUCUGUAAGGGUGGCAGGAUUCUGAAAACCACAAUUUGUCCUUUUCUGUUCAAAGAAUAAGAACAGGAGGAUGAUCAACUCAAUGGGCCUUUGACUUCAGGCAAACUGAUGUCUCUUUUAGAAGCACUGGCAUAUCAGCCAGCAGGGGGCUGCCGCCCUGUGUUGUCCCCCUCCCCAAGUCACCAGAAUGAGACCCUGGCUUGAUGGCUUUCGCUUUGGCUGGACGGUUCGAGCUAUCUGUUGUCAUGGUGGAUUGGCAUCUAAUCUAAAGGGUUCUGUGGAAUUAUCCUGCCAAACCAGGCUCACCUCCGCAGUGACAACUACACAUUGUCUUAUGAAAAGUUUGUUCUAGCCAGGCUUGAUGGCACACACCUUUAACCUCUGCAGAGGCAGGUGGAUUACUGAGUCCAGGGCUACAUAGACCCUGACCAAAAACGUUUGCUUUGUGAGCUACUCAUCCAUGCCUGGCUAAUGCUCUGUGUAUAAUCUUAGCAAAUUAUGUACACACAGAAGAGGCACAUGGGGCAAGCAGAGGGAUUUGUGUAGCGUAAGCCACUGCUGAAUUGAAUUGUCUUCAUUGAAUGAAGAGCUUUCCCCCUAGCUGGAUGCCCUAGGUUCUCAGCUACCCUCCUUGUUUCUGCUCACCUGCAUAGCCUCCCAACAGCUUGAACCUUGUGAUGGCCUCGUCUUUCCUCAACCCAGAAGGCUUCUUGAAUUGUAAGGGAGAUGGAUACUAGAUAGAGGGGGUGGGCAGUUGAGGUGCCUGAUUACAUGAGCUAAGAGCAAGGUGUCCUCUGCAUCCCCAGCCCUGUUGUCCUCGGUAGGGAGACCCCUGCCAAUCACACACGGUGCAUCCCUGUGGCUCAGCCAUGUAGGUACUCACAGGUACCUGGAGAGCUGCGCUGCUCUAGCAGAAUAUCCAGCCCUGCUAAUCUAAAGCCCUUCCCUCUGUCCCAUAGAAGCCCAGAGGGUGCUGCAGGAUGGAGCCAAAUUUGGCACAUACAACCCCAUCAGGGUAAAUACUGUGGCAUGGCACAGAAUCACCUGACCUGGUUCCCAUCCCGAGUUCCUGCUGAUGAUAAAGACCAAUGAAGGUCGAUGUUUCCCUGUCCAAAGCCCCCUGUUUUGUUAUUGUUGGGUGUGAGAAUCCACUCUGCAUGCAUGUAUGCACAUACGUUUUUGUGUGUAUACCUUGUAUAUUCGUUGUGUGUUUGUGUGUGUACGUACCCGAUCAAACCCAGUGUGUGGCAUUUCUCUCAUCACAUACUGUGUCCUCUAGCUAUGCAGUAAGUCACCCUACACUCACCUGUAGUGAUGCCACCAGGGGCCAUCUGGAGAAGGGUGACCACCUUGUCUUUCCCUUUUGCAGUAGACACCACCGUCCCUCCAGUCCCUGUCUUCGGCAGGAGUCCUAACUGCGCAGCCUCUGCUGCCCUGGCUGUUGGCCCUGCUGCAUGAGAAGAUAGCUGCCUCCUCUACACUGUAAUUAUUGUUUUACAAUCGAGUGCCUUAAUAAUCGUUUACAAAUACUGUGUAUUUAUGCGCAACUGUUCAGCUCUCAUCUGUUGUGGCUGGGUACUCUGUCUUGUCCUGGUGGUUGAGAUUAGGACUUGAGUUCCUCUCCCCCCAUUAUGUUUAUUCUGCUAUGCAGUUGACAUUUGUGGUUUGUGACUACAGAGCCUGCCAGAAAUGGCACUGUUGAGCUCCUGCAGGCCAGGUUGGCGUCAGCAAACACCACAGCCCAUGGUAGCCAAUGAAGGUGUGAUUGGUUUACCAGGCAUCUGGGAGGUGGUGCAGGCUCUGCAUCCCUGACCCACAGCCUGGUACCUCCCCCUAACCCCUCGCAGUUGAGCUCUGGGUUGUAGAAGUUUGUAAUCCCUAGUCCCCUUCACACCCCUGUUCUCCUGUCCAUAUCCUCAGCUCCUUGCAGCAGAUUGGGGGUGCAGCUCACCCCAGAUGAGCCACACCAGACCACGUCCUUCACCGUCAGAGGCUGCCGCCGGCCCCAUGCAUCACAUCACAACUUUGAUUUUUCUAUUGUUUUUAUAUUAUAUAUUUAAGAGGCAGUAUCUUUUGUACUGUGAAUUUGCAGUAGAAGCAUAGUGCACUUUUUUUUACUUCUGUUGGUGUGUACUGUAUAUAGUCUGCGUGCUUCUCGUGAUGAAAAUAAACACGU